Molecule: messenger RNA, 1363 nt
Organism: Malania oleifera
Lineage: Eukaryota; Viridiplantae; Streptophyta; Magnoliopsida; Santalales; Ximeniaceae
Product: protein S-acyltransferase 11
Exons: 4
Coding region: 176-1189 (337 amino acids)
Molecular function (GO): palmitoyltransferase activity
Source: RefSeq, a predicted model, not a curated record
AAUUAGUUUAUGAAGGAUGUAUACCGUCUACCUAAUAAUUUCUCGACUCUUGUGGAUGCCGUCUGGACCGGGUCAAUCAAUCGCUCCGUCGCGUCUCCCUCCCUCUCUCUCUCUCUCUCUCUCUCUCUCUCUCUCUCUCAAAUUCUGCGUCUAAAAUUCCAUUUUCUCUUCGGAAAUGGCCGAGGAGCAAUUUGUGAAAUCUGUCUCUGAGGAUCGGGAAACAACAUGCUGGGGUUGUGGUUUGUGCCUUCGUCAUCCCUCUAAUGCUCCUGUAUUCAAGUGUGGUUGGUGUGGAGCAGUAACAGACCAAAAUUUAUCGAAAUGUAAAACCAAGUUACUUCCAUGGAGACGACUACGAGACCAGUUCUUUGUUUGUGUUCUCCUCAUAUUCAUGCUGUUUGUGAUAUGUGGUGGUGUGUGGGCCGUGUACCCUGUUGUUUUCUCCGUCAGUUUUUCAUUUGGAGUUUUUCACUCUGUAUUGAUUCUCAUUUUGUCAGUAAGUACUCUCUUGAUGUUCGGACAUGCGGCAUUCACUUGUGCUGGUAGCCCCCCAACUAUAAUGUGGGGUAGUUAUCCAGCUGUGGGGAAAGGAGAGCUUGAUGACUAUAUCUUCUGUCACUUUUGUUCAAGGCCAAAAUCACCUAGAACCCAUCACUGCCGGUCAUGUGGAACAUGUAUAUUGGACAUGGAUCAUCACUGCCCAUUUAUUGGGAACUGUGUUGGUGCAGGAAACCACCGAUACUUCAUUGCCUUCCUUAUUUCGGCUGUCAUUAGUACAAUUUAUGUCUCAAUCAUGUCUGCCUAUGUAGGGUUGCAUGUUUGGCCCCCACUGAAAUACAGGGCUCUUGGCCAUCUAUAUGGAUUUAGCAGUGAUUUGGCUCUGAGAACUAUGAAGGAAAUUAUUCUUGCACUAUUAAGCUCUGCAGCGUUUCUGUCAGCAAGAGGGCUUGUUCUUGUUUAUCUCUUUUUUGCAUCUGUUUCUGUGGAGAUUGGAUUAAGUGUGCUAUUGUGGCAGCAGCUGUGUUUCAUCUAUUCGGGAAAAACAUACUUGAGCAAUCUUAGUUCAGGGGGUGCUGAAGGCAGUGGAGAAAGAGAUAUCCAGAAUCUUCUUCGUUUCUUUGGUUGCCCAUAUUCUUGUAUGAGAUACUUGCCAACUUUUUAUAAUGUUAGGAAGUGGCACAAAAAGUGAGCAGAAAUGCCCAAACUGUUCUGUUCAAUUUUGCCCUUAAUUUAGUCCUGCAAUGGGGGCACAAGGUUGAUUUGGUCUUUAUUUUGUCUAUAUAGCUGCUUUAGGUACUGAAUGUACAUUAAGUUUCGAAUUCUGUUAUUAAAAAAAAAAUAGAGCUCGAAUCUCUUAAUUGCA